Trichoderma virens Gv29-8 is the source of this 870-nucleotide messenger RNA. RefSeq lists its product as uncharacterized. NCBI's taxonomy places the organism in Eukaryota, Fungi, Ascomycota, Sordariomycetes, Hypocreales, Hypocreaceae. The record is from RefSeq and is a predicted model, not a curated record. The coding region runs from base 1 to 870 and encodes 289 amino acids. The transcript is spliced from 2 exons.
AUGUCUGCCACCGACCGCGCUCGAGUCCAAAAACGCGAGCUCCCGCUGACGAUCUCCAAAGAGCUCUGCGCAGGCCGAACUUACAUUGUCACUGGUGCCAACGUAGGUCUUGGACUUGAGGCUUCACGCCAUUUGGUGGGUGUAGGAGCGGGCAAAGUCAUUAUGGCGGUACGCAACCUCGAGGCUGGUGAGGCCGCCAAGGAAGACAUUGUGGCCUCCACGGGAAUCGAGGGAGUUGCUGAAGUUUGGCAUUUGGACCUUUCCAGCUACUCAUCUGUACGUGCCUUUGCAACCAAAGCAACUGAGUCACUUGAGCGCAUCGAUGCUAUAAUUGAGAACGCAGCCGUGGCAGGGUCAGGCACGAAAGCAGAGGGCCACCAUUUGACGUUGACAGUCAAUGUUAUUAGCACUUUUCUUUUGGCCAUGCUUCUUCUUCCAAAAUUGCGCCUUGAUUCAGCCAAGUUUGGAUACUAUCCUCGACUAAGCAUUGUCACCAGCGGUACUGGUCUUGAUCUAGGUGACUAUUGGGCUAAGAUUGCCGAAGAUCCGAUUGUGAACAUGGAUGAAGACGGCGAAUUGGGAAUGAAAAGCUACCCGGCAUCAAAGAUGAUGGAGAUAUUGGCUGUCCGCGAGAUUGCGAGAUUGCUCCCAGUGGCUCGUGGUGGGGUCAUUAUCAACUCGAUUAAUCCUGGCCUAUGUGAGACUACACUCUCGCGAAACGCACCAGAAGCAUUCAAGACUUCUUUAAAAGAGCUUCUGGGGCAGUGCGGUCGAACGGCCGAGUGUGGCAGCCGCACUCUUUUGGCUGGAGCCGUUGCAGGUGAGGAUAGUCACGGUUCCUACAUGGACGAUUGCGUUCCAUCCGAGUAA